Diorhabda sublineata is the source of this 4024-nucleotide messenger RNA. Its product is annotated as zinc finger protein 271-like. Gene Ontology annotation, cellular component: nucleus. Bases 299 to 2470 code for a protein of 723 amino acids. The record is from RefSeq and is a predicted model, not a curated record. The transcript has 2 exons. NCBI's taxonomy places the organism in Eukaryota, Metazoa, Arthropoda, Insecta, Coleoptera, Chrysomelidae.
GUCAUAGAAAGAGAUUUAUUCAUUUCUUAUGUAUCUAUGGUUCACAUUCUGAAUUUUUGUGAACGUAGUCAUGCUGGUGUUAGACAUUUGUUCCGAAAGGUUCCAAGAUUGAAACAAAAUUGGUAUACUUUUUCUGUGGUUUUAACUAACCUAAAUGUAAAUGUAUUGAGGUUAUACGUGUAUUAUUAUCAUUAAAAUAAUAGUUAUUAACUUGGACGUCCAAGGUUAUUAAUUUGUUUACUAAUUAAAUUGAUAUAAUUAAGAACAAGGAAAUACAGGAAAGGUUAUUAACCAAGAAAUGGAUGUUAAAAAUGUUAAAGAAGAAAUUGAUAUACAAGAUGAUUUUGUGUCGAAUAUCCAAAUAAUAAAACGAGAAUUAAUUAACGAAGUAUCUGCAAUGAAAAUUCAAAAUACAAAUGAACAAGUAAAUGCAAUUCACUCAAUCAAACAAGAAAUCAACGAUGAUUUGAAUACAACUACAAUAUUUGAUAAUAAUGUAGAUGUAACUAAAAGGGACAUUCUCAGUACUCAUAUCAUUAAAAACAAACCAGGAUAUUCAAAAGAUGCCCAUAGAAAAGGAAAUAAAUCAAAAGUUACAGGACUGAUGAGAGAUGGAAAAUGUUGGCAGCCAAAUGCUAUAGGGUUAAUGAUAUGUGUAUAUUGUGGGAAUUUAUACACGAAACAAGUGGAAUUGUUGUGGCACUUAGCAAUGAAUCAUUGUAUAAAACUAAACAAUUUUUAUAAAAUGAAACUUCAUCAUAAACAUAAAAGUGAUAAAUGUAUUAUGAAGAAUCUUGAUAUAAAAGAUGAAAGUGAAAUAGUUGAACAUGAAUUGAAAGUGGAGCUGCAGGACACCACAAACCAAUUAGAUAUUACCAAUAAUUUAAAUUCAAAUGUACAUAAGAGUUUGAAAUCCAUUCAAACUAAUUCAAAUAUGCUUUCACAUACUUACACAAGGGCAAAACCAUAUGACUUUGGUAGGAAACUGUACUCUUAUAAAAGUAAAUAUAUGCAUAAUCACAUGGGAGAAAAGCCAUUCAAAUGUGACAUUUGCUUGAAAACUUUUCCAAUUAGGAGUAGUUUGAAGAGACAUUUGCAUAGUCAUACAGGAGAGAAGCCAUUCAAAUGUGAUAUUUGUUUAAAACCAUUUGCAUGGAAAAUUAAUUUGAAGACACAUUUGCGUAGUCAUACAGGAGAAAAGCCAUAUAAGUGUGAUAUUUGUGGUAAAACUUUUUUACAAAAAAGUGGCUUAAAGAUACAUUUGUAUAAUCAUACAGAAGAAAAGCCAUUCAAAUGUGAUGUUUGUUUAAAAACUUUUUCAUAUACAAGUCACUUGACAACACAUUUGCGAAGUCAUACAGGAGAAAAGCCAUUCAAAUGUGAUAUUUGUUUGAAACAAUAUUCACGGAAAAUUAAUUUGAAGAUACAUUUACGUAGUCAUACAGGAGAAAAGCCAUUUAAAUGCGAUAUUUGUUUGAAACCAUUUUCUCAGAAAAUAAAUUUAAAGUCACAUUUGUGGAGUCAUACAGGAGAAAAACCAUUCAAAUGUGACAUUUGUUUGAAAACUUUUUUUAAUACAAGUAAUUUGAAGACACAUUUACGUAUCCAUACAGGAGAAAAGCCAUUCAAAUGUGACAUUUGUUUGAAAACUUUUUCAGAUAGGAGUAAUUUGAAGAGACAUUUGGGUAGUCAUACAGGAAAGAAGCCAUUCAAAUGUGAAGUUUGUUUUAAAACCUUUUCACAGUCCGGUGAUUUAAAAACACAUUUGCGUAGUCAUACAGGAGAAAAACCAUUCAAAUGUGAAAUUUGUUGGAGAACUUUUUCCUAUACAACAAGUUUAAAUGUACAUAUGCGUAUUCACACAGGAGAAAAGCCAUUCAAAUGUGGAAUAUGUUCAAAAACUUUUUCUCAGACGAGUAGUUUAAGGACACAUUUGCGGAGUCAUACUGGAGAAAAGCCAUUCAAAUGUAAUAUAUGUUUGAAGACUUUUUCACAGACGAGUAAUGUGACGAUUCAUUUACGUAGUCAUACAGGAGAAAAGCCGUUCAAAUGUGACUUUUGUUCUAAAACUUUCUUUGAUACAAGUAAUAUGAAGGCACAUUUGCGUAUCCAUACAGGAGAAAAGCCUUUCAAAUGUGAUGUUUGUUUGAAAACUUUUUCAGAUAGGAGUAAUUUGAAGAGACAUUUGCGUAGUCAUACAGGAAAAAAGCCAUUCAAAUGUGACAUUUGUUCAAAAAGUUUUUCAGAUAAAGAUAACUUGAAGACACAUUUGCGCAUCCAUACAGGAGAAAAGCCAUUCAAAUGUGACAUUUGUUCUAAAACUUUUUCAGAUAGGAGUAAUUUGAACAAACAUUCACUUAGUCACACUGGAAAAAAGCCAUACAAAUGUGAAACUUGCUUUAAAACUUUUUUACAGUUCAGUGAUUUCAAGAUACAUUUACGGAGUCAUACAGGGGAAAAGUCAUUCUAAUGUGAGAUAACUCUGAAAAUUUUAUGAGUAUUUUGAAGAAACUUUUACAUAAACACACAGGAGAAAAACCAAACAAAACUAUUAUUUUUGUUUAAAAACUUUAAAAAUUUAAAAAGCCAUAUGUUUGACAACAUUUUCAUUGAUAAAUUGUUGAUAGAUAUUUACAUACAGGAGAAAAUACAUUCAUUUAUGACAUUUGUUUGAAACAAUUUUCUAAUAUGUUAAUUAAAAAACUAUAUAGAAUAAAAAAAAGGCAAAGUAAUUAAUUUUUUGAUAUAAUCAUGAAAUGAGCCCUGUACACAAUAUUCUCCAACAAAUAGAAAUCUGUGAAUUGUGAAGCAUGAAAAUAGAUGGCGACGCAGACUGGAUUGAAGAAAAAUUGAAAAACUUUUUUGUAAGUUCCUAAACUCAAGAUAUUCGAGAAGCAAAUGGUUGUUUUAACCACGCUAUUAUUAGCUUCACUUGUAUGUGGGUUUGUUUGUAACUCUCCUUUGUGCCUUAUUACUGUUAGUAUAUCCCACCGCUUCAAUUGCAUAUUUUUUCUAAUAAAACCCUUUUUCGGAACCAGUCCCUUUAUUUAAUAGCCAGACCUCGUAUAUAAUGGUUGUGGAAUUUGACUUCCUCAUUUUUUCGUCCAUUCUAUAUUGAAACCGAACGCGACGUUCCUUACGAUCGGUGAUCUAUUUGAUCUCUGAUCAUAAUUUCUUCAGAAAUAAUACUCUUUCAAGACUGGUGGAAAAAACGAGAAAGAUUGAAUCGGGAUGAUAAUGCCUUUGCGCAAAUAUGUAUUUACAUGCUUCUAAUAUACUUUCAUUUAUAUAAAGCGUCUUUGCCAAAUUACUAAAAGGAUUUAAAUUACUGUCAAUAUAAUUAUUACAUCGCAAAUUAAGAUCUAAAAUCAAAUUCAUAUGAUGAAUGUACAUUUAGAUAUAUUUCAAGUAUAAAGUCCCAAUAAUUAUGUUUUUUGAAUGAAAUGUCGUAAUUUAGAACAUAUAUGUCGUAAUUUGUACCGGGCAAGUGGCAACACUGCUACGCCAUUUUGUUUCUAAAAUGUCUUUGUGUAGCUGUUACGCUUUUAAUUCCGUAUUUUUGUUUGUUAUAUUAGUUUUAUUGGUAAUAUUUGUGAAAAAUGCUGUAAAUCAGAUCUUUUUUGCUACGUACGUACCAAAAAAUUAUGAUGCGCAGAUGAGUUUAAUUAUCAAUUAUCAUCUUUCGAGUUGAUGUAUCGGUUGUUUUAAGAAUACAUUUUUUGUUUAUUGUUACCGUUAUAUCAUUGUUCAAUUUUUCAACAAUUAACAUUAAAGUUAAUGAUUAUGUCUGCCAAAUAGAUUUUUUGUCAAUUUUUCUUCUCGACUGGAUUCGUUUAUUUAUCCUUCUAUACCAGCCUAAUAGCAAUAUUAAUUUACAAAAAAUCUAAAAGUACUAAAAAUAAAUUCAGUUGCAGACUGUACGUUAAAUGGACUAAGUUCUUUAUGACAAUAUUGUAUGUAUAUGCUGAUUUCUAUUCUUAUACUGAUUAAAUGCACGAUUAAAUAAAUAAAAAAUGAUAAACAC